AUGAUAGUAACUGAUAAUCAAGAAGAUAAUAAUCGUUUGGAAACUAUAUAUCGAUCGGAAUAUAGUCAUGUUAGUUUAACAUGUGAUUUAAAUGAUGUUGCUUGGUGGAAACGGCCAAAUUUAUUAGCGACACGAUAUGGAAUUAUUCUAGCAAAAUAUCGUUCGAAAAUGAAUUUAAAUCGACUUGAUGAUGGAACUAUGACAAGUGGAAUUCAAUUAAAUAUACUAAAUAUUCGACAUCUUCAAUCGAAUGAUUCCGGAAUUUAUGAAUGUGAAACACUAGGAGCCAUCCGACAGUUCAAUUUAACUGUAACAGUUCGUCUUGCUACAGUUGAACUUGGUGUUCAACUUCUAUCAUCAUACGAUUCACCCAUAAGUCAUACAUCAAAUCAAACCGAUAAGAAUCUUUUACAUCAAUCAUCAUCAUCAUUGCCAAACCAUACGCUUUUUAAUUCAUUAUCGUCAAAUAAUGACCAUAUACGUUUGCGUGAAAAUCAACUAAUACGUAUUACAUGUGUUGUAACACGUUCUCUACCAACUGCGUAUCUUCAUUUUCCGUAUGAUAUUGAAUAUCGUAUAGAAAAAAAUUCAACAAUAUUAAACGACGAUAAAACUUAUCGAACCAUUCUUGUUCUAGUUCUACGUAUUAAUCGUUCUUUUCAUAAACGUAUAUUUCAGUGUGAAGCUACUCAAACAGAAUUAAUUAAUCAUGAAAAUCAACAGCAGCAUCAUCAUCGAAUAUAUUCCAAUAAACUCUGGCUCGAUGUCCUGUAUGGUCCAACAUGUUCUCAUAGAAUUCAAUAUCCACCACAGUUCUUUACUGGUAUUCAUCGUUCAAUAAAUUUAACUUGUUUUAUGAAUGAUGCAAAUCCAUCGAAUUUAAAUUUUACUUGGAUUUUACCCGAUGGAAAUACACACAUAGGAUAUUAUAUAAAUUCAACUUCAAAUUAUCUUACCGUUCUACCCAAUCAUAGUGACGAUUUCGGACAAGUUAUUUGCCGAGCUGAAAACGAAUUAGGCCUAUCUGGCGAAUGUCAUAUUAAUAUGGUCAUGGGCGGUAUACCUGAUCCAAUUGAAUCCUGUCAGCAUACCUAUGUCAAUACGACAUUAACAGUUAAUUGUGUUGCUGGAUUUCAUCAAGGCGAUGAAGAUUUUUUUUGUUACAUGUAUAAACGACAAGACAAUGGUAGUUUUUCUGAGCACGCACGACUAAAAGGCAAUUGUGCAUUUAUUCUUCCUGAUCUUAAACCUGAACGACAUCAUGAUUUUCGUGUAUUUACAAAAAACAAAUUUGGUGAUAAUUUCGACCGAGGUUAUGUUAUUGCAGUUGGCAAGCCCAGAGUUGAAACUCUUGCAGAAAAAACUCGAAAUAAUUUACCAUAUAUAGCUCUCUGCAUCGUAGGUGCAUGUCUCGUAUCGUUAUUGAUGAUUUGCUGUUGUUGUCAUCAUAUUCGUCGAAUGAAAUAUAAGAGAAAAAUAAAAGGCAAUUUUGACAGUCUUACAUAUCAAAAUCAUAAUCCACAUACUUAUUCAAAUUCAAAUGGAAAACAGUCUUUAGUACAUGCAAAACACAAUGGCAAUGGAACAGCAUAUCCUGUCCGUCCUUAUCGCUCGAAAGAUUAUUUAAUAUCUAAUGAUGCAUCAACAUCACAUCGUAACGUGCCUCCAGUACGAAGUAUCUAUUCAACCGACGAUGAAAUCAAUGCUUCGAGAAGAAACACAUUAAAAGAAACUGAUCUUGAUCAAUUACUUGGUUCAACCAAUCCCGCUGGCUCGUCUGCAACGGCAACAAUUAAAACCUUGCCUUUAACUCGUACCCGUCCAUUGUUUGCUGCAUUCGGUCCUCAACUACAACAUCAUACCGAUGAAACUAUGCCACAACCGUUGACAAUUCAACGCCGGUCAAGUUUUCAAGCUGCAACGAAACUAAACGGCUUUGACUUUUAUAAAUCUCAAGAGCCAUUCUAUUUAAUCGAUAGGCAAAUGAUGAAAAUGAAUCAGAGAAAUAACUAUUCACCGGAACGUGACCUACGCGAACGUGAACAUUAUCGUGAAAAACGUCGUGAAUACUCUCCGAAUUCAAGAGAUGACCAUCUAAUUGAUAUUAAUCGACAGCAUCUACUCGAUGCAAAUCGUAGUCGAGAAAAUAGCGUUAUUGUCGAAAAUAAUAUGUUAACAACAACAACAACAGCCGAUCAAUUAAGUACAGUGAGUUCAAAUAAUGAUCACCAAUGGCGUGAAAUGAGCGCUGUCGAUGAAAUUGAUUAUCAAGAUCGUUAUAUCGAUACAAAUGAUGAUAAUGAUCAGCAAGAUUUAAAAGAUACGCAUGAUGAUAACGAAAAUUUUAAUACAAACGAUGAUUAUCAUGAUCGACCAAGUUUCGAUCGAGUAUCUAUUGAUUAUCACCGUGAUGAUGAUACAACAUUUAUUAACUAUGAGCGUGAUGAAGAUCGUUAUCGUGAUGAUGGUAUUUAUGUGUGA
Molecule: messenger RNA, 2481 nt
Organism: Rotaria socialis
Lineage: Eukaryota; Metazoa; Rotifera; Eurotatoria; Philodinida; Philodinidae
Source: the annotation of a GenBank genome assembly